Limulus polyphemus (Atlantic horseshoe crab) is the source of this 1906-nucleotide messenger RNA. RefSeq names its product protein obstructor-E-like. The record is from RefSeq and is a predicted model, not a curated record. Gene Ontology annotation, cellular component: extracellular region. NCBI's taxonomy places the organism in Eukaryota, Metazoa, Arthropoda, Merostomata, Xiphosura, Limulidae. The transcript has 5 exons. The coding region runs from base 95 to 1027 and encodes 310 amino acids. Gene Ontology annotation, molecular function: chitin binding.
AUCAGUAUUUAACCAGUAGAGCAUUGUUCAAAGUACCUUAACGUAGUUCACAUUUUGUGCUAUAAGACCCGUCAGUUAGCUUGCAGAUAAAAUCAUGAAAGUUUGGCUGAUUUUUUUCUUUCUUGUUGGUGCUGUUUACGGCCAGGUUAGAACAGAUUCGCCGAAGGACAAGGAUUAUUACGAAUAUUACGAUUAUGAUGACGAUAAUCUGACCAACCGACAAGCAGUUGACUCGCAGCCACCUAGGGCUCCCGAACAGUCUCCACCACGAUACCAGCCACCACCAGUUUCUCGGCCGAUACAACCUGCACCCCCUCCUGCUCAACCUGCCCGAAGGCCUAAUCGUCAGAGAAAUCGUACCCCAGCAAUUGUUAAGACAAACGAGGUGUUCAAUUGCCCUGAACCCUUUGGAUUUUUCCCCCACAGUAGAAGCUGUGACCGAUACUGGGCUUGUGAAAAUGGCACAUCUACUCUGAAACUGUGUGGGAAUGGUUUGGUAUUCGAUGAUUCUGACAGGCUACGAGAAAAUUGUGCUUAUCCUUUCAGUGUAGACUGUGGGGAGAGGACAGAAUUAGAACCACCAAUUAGCACACCCAACUGUCCACGACUGUACGGUUUAUUUGACGAUUCUUCCAAUUGCCGAGUAUUUUACUCCUGCUGGAAUGGAGAAGCUUCCAGAUUCGAGUGUCCACCAGGUCUGGCUUACGACACCGAACAGAGGGUGUGUGUGUGGGCUGAUCUCGUAAGUCGUUGCAAUCAGCUAGAAGUAGCAGAAGGCUUUGUUUGUCCUGAUCCGGCCGAGGUGUCCAAUCAGCCAGGAGUCUUCACACGUCACGCCCAUCCUACAGACUGCAGGGGAUUUUUUAUCUGUAUUGAAGGAGUUGCACGGGCUUAUGGAUGCGGUAUUGAAACGGUUUUCAAUGCAGGCACCUUACAGUGUGAUGACCCUAAGAACGUGCCAGGAUGUGAAAAGUACUACGCAGACCUUGAUAUCGACGCCAAGACGUUGGAAAAACUUCAAAGUUAAAGAUUUACCAGAUCAACGAAGAACAUAAAAAAACACCACUCGUCUGUUAAAUAAACUAAUUAACGUUAUAUUUUUAGAUCAUGAUGUAUAAAAUGAGAUAAAUAUAUAUCAUCUUUCUUGUUCUUGACCUUCCUUCUACAACAUCGGGCCAGUACAAAGCUCCCACGAUGAAGAAAAGAGCAACUUACCAAGGAGCUUACUGUUUCUUUAGAACCUUGCGUUUAAGAUUAAGGUUCUUUUAGUUAGUGACUUGGCACUGCUCUUAUUUCUAAUAAAGAACCAAGCACGAGGUAUUAACAUUUAAUAAUUUAAUUUCAACAAUCACAUUCGUAAAUUAAAAAAUUAAAUCUGAAAUGAAUACUUACGUUUAAUAGUUCACGUGAGGUUGAAGUUACGUACACUUUCCUCAUUUGGUGUGCCUCCAAUUUGUUUCCAAAUUGUAUGUAUUGUUUAAGUGUUCCAACUACUGAUGUAAUAAACACACAUCAACAUCAAUUACCUUUCUAUUUCACCUUAUCAGAUGUUUCCUUUUUUCGGUUUCAGCUUUUAUAACAGCAUUAAUUAUUCUGUUCUACUUAAUUAAUGUUCUGUCCAUGAGUCUGCUAACGCGUUAAAAGUAAGGGUUAAUGUCUUGUGUCUACUGCUUUUUAAACUUAUUCCAACUUGUUCGGAUUUUCGUAAGCCGUCUGUAAAUAAUGAAUAAAGGUUCCCUAGUUUAAGUCUCGUGUGGGUUAUUUUUUUACUGGAACAAAAAUAAAAUAUGUAUGGUUAUUUGGGGUGAUGAAUAGAGCUUUGUUUGUUUGCCGUUAAGCAGGUAUCAAAACCCGAUUUUUAGCGAUAUAGGCCCUCAGAUUUACAGCUGAGCCAGUGAUGAAAGAA